Sceloporus undulatus (fence lizard) is the source of this 3357-nucleotide messenger RNA. It is a transcript of the gene EXD1, whose product is annotated as exonuclease 3'-5' domain containing 1. Gene Ontology annotation, molecular function: nucleic acid binding; 3'-5' exonuclease activity. Gene Ontology annotation, biological process: nucleobase-containing compound metabolic process. Lineage: Eukaryota; Metazoa; Chordata; Lepidosauria; Squamata; Phrynosomatidae. The record is from RefSeq and is a predicted model, not a curated record.
GUUAGGUAGAUUGCUGUUCCAAUGGUUUACACCUCUGGUGAUCCUAAACGCACAUGUCAGGGAUUAAUUUCAACAUACUUAAUAAGGUUGACUUGUGAAUAAACAUGCUUAGGAUAAUAACAUAAUUGUGUUGAGUAUACCAAAGGGCAGUGCAGUUUCACAUACUAAUUAUUCUUGCAGAUCUGGAUUCCUCUCAAAAGCUUAGGUUUUAUGGCUCUGUUCCACCUUUAUUUCAACCUAGUCUUGAUUUUUGGGCAAGGAUAAGGUAGAUUUAUCUCUUGAAUCAGCUAGGACUAUGAUAAUGUUGAACACUAGAUACAGUACCGUGAAAGAUAAAACCCAGAAAUGGAUCGGAGCAGUGAUUACUACUUUUUUCAUGGCAUUCUUGGGAGAACUGUGAAAAUCACUCUGAAAUGUGGCACAUUCCAGGGCGUUUUGCAACAUUUGGAUUCCAGCCAAAGUAUCUUUCUAAAUAAAGUUAAGAACUUGGAAAGUGGCAGACUGAUACCAGGAGUAAAGAUGUUUUUUGGCCAUGAAAUUAUUAAUGUGGAGUUACUUGAUGAUGUAGAACAGGCUGCAGAAGAAAAAACAACUGCCAUUAAGUGUAGAGAAGUUCCAACUACCGAAAUGUCUGUGGAAGGCAAAGGAAGAUCAUUGACACCAAAUCCCCAGGAGCCUGAAGCUGAUUCCCAAGAGAGACAAGAGUUCAGGUUGAAUACCAUCAAAUAUGCCUUUGCAGAAGACCAGAGGGAUGAUGAAUAUGUUGUUGUUGAUCAAUUCCAGAAGAAGUUUGGUUAUGCAAUGAUACACAUUAAAAAGCAAACUGUGUGCAGUAUAGCAGCAGAGGGUGUCAAUUUGUGUCGUUACGGGAAACUGUCUUGGCUGCAAGUUGCAACAAGAAGCCAGGUUUUCUUAUUUGACAUUUUUCUUCUGGGACCUCGAGUAUUCAAGAAUGGACUCAGGAUAAUACUGGAAGACCAAAACAUUUUAAAAGUUAUUCAUGACUGCAGGUGGCUUUCUGAUUGUCUUUCUCACCAAUAUGGAAUUUUGCUCACUAAUGUCUUUGACACACAGGUUUCUGAUGUCUUGCAGUUCUCAAUAGAAACAGGUGGAUUUCUUCCACAUUGCAUUAGCACUUUACAAGAGUGCUUAAUGCGAUACCUGGGGAUGUCACAAAAGCAAGUCUCUUUCAUGGAUCUACGGCAGCGUGAGAUUGAAGGAAAUCCUGAGGUAUGGUUUACGAGACCCCUUCCACCUGCCCUGUUGAACGUGUUAGCUCUGGAAACAGUGUACCUCCUCCCUCUUCGCCUGAUGCUGCUUGAUGAAAUUAUGUCUGAUUUAACAACUUUGGUGGAUGGAUACCUUAAUGCAUUUCGGGAGGGAUCUGGACAUUCCCUGGGAAAUACAGAGAUUUCCUCUAUGGCGCUACCACAAGAGCUAAGACAACUGAUAAAUUUUCACAAAAUUCGGAGAGAGAAUGCCCUGAAGAAAUUCCAACUGAAUGAGGAAGGUCUUCUCAUCAGAAAACAUGUAGUGCCUGUAGGGGAAAAGAGAGAACAGGAAGAAGGAAACAAAAAUUGUGACACUGACUUAAUUCCUUCCAAUAAGAUAGUCUCCUCUAAAAUACACAGUGCCGAUUGUCUCCAUCCCUGCGAUCCAGUUGUUCCCAAAAGUUCUCCAAAAGUGAAGCAGAAGGCACAUCGCUGUGAUAAUCAGGGACAUACAAUUGGAGGUAAUGUAGAAUACAAAUUGGAAACAAGAGAUCCAGCUUGUUGUAAAUCUACAACCUUCAAGCCGCAAAAGAUUCCUAGGUCUUUGGAAGAGGAAAUCAGUCAAUUAUUGACAGAAAAAAAAGGAUGAAGAAACCCAAGGUCCUGCUGUUUCUGCCUCUAUACCUCCAAGAAAUAACUAUUCUCCUCAGUUCUCAUUUCAUGGUGGAAGAUUGCCUUUGCCUCCUGUAAAGCCAUCUUGUCAAACCUUGUCAAACAAUACUCUCUAUCAAAAGCUUUCUUUUCAAGAAACCCAAAACCACCAUCCACCUGGUCCCAUAAGUCCUAAAAGGAAAGAAAUUGAUAUUCAUUUUGCCUUGCCUCAUGGCUUCAGCUGCAGACCACCAGCCCCAAAUUCUGUAGGAAAAUAAGAACUAAUUUCAUUAGAAUUCAAGAUUUCUAUUGAACAUAAAUCUGGAGUGGGUGGGAGCAGAAAUCUUAUUUUGUUAUUUAGAAAAAAUGACAUGUAAAUUAAAUUUGUUAUUGGCAUUCUCAAAGUAAACUCAGGUUCUUUGUUAAAUCAGAGUACAAGUGUCUUUAUAAAGAUCAUACUCAUCCUGAGACUUUUCUGUUUUCCUAACCCUUGUUUAUAAUGUGUGAAUGGUUUAGAAUUACUAUUAUUGGUUAUAAAUUUGGAGAUCAGUCAUGUACUUGACCUAAGUGCAACAUUGGCUGAUUGUUACAUAUUAAUCAAGGAUAGUUAAUUUUCUUACCACACAGUAUUUGCAGCAAGGCAUUUGAGAAAAGCUUUCCAUUUUGGUGUAAUUAUCCCUAGAAAAGAGAUGUUGGAGUGUAACUUGUGUCAUUCACUAUUAUCGACUGUGCUGUCUAUGGGUUGUGUUAGUUGGGAGUCCACUACAGGUUUCCCAACCCUGCUAUAGAGAAAGACAGAAACAUUUGUAUUGUGCAAACUAUUCAUAGAUAGCAGUCUUAUUUCUACCUCAUACCUUUAAUAUGUAGGGAACAGCAAGGUGCUUUUUCUAGCAAAAUCAUCUGAUCCUUAGCCAUCCACUUAACUCAAUUGGAUAUAGAUCAAAAUCUGUAGACAUAAGAUAAUAUGACAAUUGCAAUUUGAUUAUGCAGUGCUGUUGUUAACUGUUCUUGAGUUGGCCCCACCUCAUGGUGACCCUGUGGAUAAGGCAUCUCCAAGACUCCCUGUUCUCCACUGCUCUGCUUAGGUCCUGCAAAUUAAAGUCAGUGACCUCCCUGUUUGAGUCUAUCCAUCUGGCGUGUCGUCUUCUUGCACUGUUGUUUUCUAUGUUCCCUAGAAUUAUUGUCUUUUCUCAUGAGUUAUGCCUUCUCAUAAUGUAAUGCACAGUGUCUUUUCAAAUCAGUGGAUGUUAAUUGAGUUUACAUUUUUGAAAGUUGCUUUUUGUUUGUAAAAUAAAGAAAGAUGAAGGCCUUCAGUUAAGUACACUAUUUUGAAACAGGCCAAACGUAGGGGCAGGUGAUUUUGAGCAAAUGUUUUGCAAAAUACAGAUAUAUGCAUGUCACAUAUAGGUAUAUUACACUGUGUUUUUGUCAGAGCUUUCUGUCCACAAAGCCUUUGCAGAGUUUAUGUUUGAAAUAAAAGUCUUUUGAUUCUUUA